Cydia pomonella (codling moth) is the source of this 2840-nucleotide messenger RNA. RefSeq names its product cytochrome P450 6B2-like. The coding region runs from base 1227 to 2768 and encodes 513 amino acids. Gene Ontology annotation, molecular function: iron ion binding; oxidoreductase activity, acting on paired donors, with incorporation or reduction of molecular oxygen; heme binding. Lineage: Eukaryota; Metazoa; Arthropoda; Insecta; Lepidoptera; Tortricidae. The record is from RefSeq and is a predicted model, not a curated record. The transcript has 3 exons.
UUUUACGAAAGAUAACGUGAUAUUGGGACCAUGCGAAGUGCGUGGUGGGGGUAAGUAAAGCGAUCCCAGCGCAUAAGGUGGUAAAAAUUUGAACUAACUGCGGAUAGCGUCUUUAACAUUUCGUACAAUGAUAUGGCUCGAAAUGAAACUUUGAUUUACGAUUACUCCUGAAAUAUUCAUUUAAAUUGUAUGGUGUAAGGUACCAUUGUAAUCUGUAUGAAAUGCUUAAUAUAACUAACGUAUUUAUUUUGAUAAUUGUUAAUAAUGUAUCCAUGUAAAUAGCUUUGCAAAUGCCACAUAUUACGUGAUCUUUUUCUAGAAGUUAAGAAUGGAUAUAGUAAGUUAUCCUCAAAAGAUAGACAUUUCACAUCGCGGACUUUUUUGUAGACCUAUGAAUGAGAAACAACCCCACCAUACUUUGUGUUGUUAUAGCUCAAACGGAUUAGGCAGCGUUUUCGAUUAAAGCUCCUAGCCAGCGUGAUUUUUUCCGACAACAUCGUUAUAUUUCAAACAAUUUACACAAAACCUUAACAAGUUAUAUACUUAAGCCUUCCUCAAGAAUCACUCUAUUGAUAGAUGAAAGUCGUAUGAAAAUCCGUUCAGUAGUUUUUAGUUUUGGAGUAGUUUUAUAAGAUGUAGUGAAUUGACGUUUUCCCCUAGAAUUGCGGACACUAGGUUGCGUGACAGUCGUGCACGCUCCUAAUAAUUGAUUAACCUAUGUAACAUAUAUAUAAAUACGAUAUGGUUAAUUAUAUGAAGGUGAAGUGCAAUGUAGGUUAUGUAUUUUAAUCGUUAAAAAAAGAUAAAACUAGAACGAACCUGCGAGGAAAUAUCCACUUAUAAUGCAACGUUCAUGCAUGUACAUGUUGAAUGUUUAUGUUUAUAAAUAUGUACAAUUCUAUAUAUAUUUUGUUUAUGACAAACAGAGAAGACGCUUCACCCAACUUUAUUGCGGCAGUGGAGCGUUUUAUAAUAUUAAAGUAUCAAUAUAAACAGGUCAUCAAUUAAAAUCAAAUAUCCAGAUAAAAGCCAGAUAACGUAGUAGAUAUUAUAAUGUUAUGCGAUUAGAGUUAUCAAAUCAAUCAUAGUAGCCAUAUAAUAUCUGUCACAAGUGAGGUUAUAUUACUAUUGUAAAUACGUAGUUUGUGUGCAUCGCAACGCGGAGACCGGUGUCAUCCUACUCAUUAUCUGCGUUGACCUCGGGACUACUCAGUUACAUAAACGCUAUGAUACCGCUCAUAGUAGCGUGCGUUGUUAUCGUUUGCUGUCUGUACUCGUUCAGUACGCGCGGCUAUGACUACUGGCAGAAAAAAGGAGUGCAACAUGAAAAACCACUACCAUUUAUCGGAAGCGCAGGAAGAAUAUUUGCCCAGAAGAUGAGCAUGACCGAAUACUUUACGGAGUUGUACCGAAAAUAUCCAAAGGAGAAACUAGUUGGAUAUUACUUUUCGCGUGAAAAAGCUGUAGUCUUAAGGGAUCCGGAGCUUGUGAAAUGUGUUUUAAUCACGGACUUCCAAUACUUUUAUCGUCGUGGAAUCAAUUAUCAUAAGGAUGUCGUGGAGCCGAUGUUCAAGAACCUGUUUUUUGCGGAUGGAGAUCUGUGGAAGCUGCUGAGGCAGAGGAUGACGCCCGCUUUCACGUCCGGCAAGCUGAAGGCGAUGUUCCCUCUGAUCGUGGAGAGGACUGAGCGGCUGCAGCGCACGGCCGCCGCCACCGCGGAACGCGGCGCGGAGGUGGACGUGCGCGACCUCAUGGCGCGCUACACCACCGACUUCAUCGGCGCCUGCGGCUUUGGCAUCGACGCUAACUCGAUCGACGAUGAGGAUGCUCCAUUUCGAAAACUGGGCAAACGUAUAUUCACACCUUCUCUCAGAGAUAUCAUUGUUACUGUUGCAAAAUGGUUGGCACCGGAUUUAUUCAAGUGUUUAAGAACUGUUGCUCCAGAAGUAGAACAGGAUACGUUGAGUUUGGUGAGAAGUAUCAUGGAACAAAGAAACUACCAGCCUUCAGGCAGAAACGAUUUUAUAGAUCUUUUGUUAGAGUUGAAACAGAAAGGCAAAAUUGUUGGUGAAUCGAUAGAACACAGGAAUUCGGAUGGCACGUCGAAGAUCGCAGAGCUAGAGUUAGAUAACUUGCUCAUGGCAGCGCAGGUGUUCGUGUUUUUCGCGGCGGGUUUCGAGACGUCCUCGUCGGCGACCAGCUACACGCUGCACCAGCUCGCACUGCACCCUGACCAGCAGGCCAAGUGCCAGCAGGAGAUCGAUGGAGUACUCACCAGAUACGGUGGGAAACUUUGCUACGAGGCCGUGAACGAAAUGAAAUAUUUGAAAAUGUGUUUUUAUGAAAGCAUGCGUCUGUUUCCAUCACUGGGUUUCCUGAUACGAAAAUGCGCGAAGCCCUACACGUUCCCAGGAACUGACGUGAGCAUAGAUGAGGGUAUAGCCGUGAUCAUCCCAGUUCAGGGUCUGCAAACUGAUGAGCAGUACUUCGACGAACCAGAGCAGUUCCGACCGGAGAGAUUCCAUCCGGAUAACCGUGUAGAAAACCACGUGUAUCUGCCGUUUGGAGAAGGUCCUCGAGCAUGUAUUGGAGAGCGUUUGGGUCUGAUGCAGUCGCUGGCGGGGCUGGCGGCGCUGCUGCGCCAGUGCUCAGUGGCGCCAUCUAUUAGCACCAAACGGAACCCGCCCAAGGAACCCACGGGGCACGUCGUGCAGUCCCUUAAGGGAGGAGUGCCGUUGCUUUUGAAGAAGAGGAAAAUAUACGAGUAACGGAUGAUAGUUGUUUUUGAUUAUACCCUCCAAAGAAUCCAAAUGAUUUAAGAAUUCUUUUUUUGAAAUAGC